This is a messenger RNA of Acipenser ruthenus (sterlet), 1153 nucleotides long. Its product is annotated as persephin-like. The coding region runs from base 4 to 468 and encodes 154 amino acids. Lineage: Eukaryota; Metazoa; Chordata; Actinopteri; Acipenseriformes; Acipenseridae. The record is from RefSeq and is a predicted model, not a curated record. Gene Ontology annotation, molecular function: growth factor activity; receptor tyrosine kinase binding; glial cell-derived neurotrophic factor receptor binding. The transcript has 2 exons.
AAGAUGAGGCUUCUUCUCAGCGCCGCGAUCCUGCUGGGCUGCCUCCAGAGCAGCCGGUCCCAGGGAGGAGAGGGCGGGGAGCAGAGAGGCAGAGCAGAGGGGCCAGGCUGGAUCCACUCCCUGCUGGCGCUGCGGCGAGGUGGAGCGGACGGGCCCCGGAUCCGGGCCCCCAGGUCUGUGGAGGAGUGCCGGCUGCAGACCCUGCUGCUGCAGGUUCGAGAGCUGGGCCUGGGCUACGACUCGGAGGAGACGGUCCUGUUCAAGUACUGCAGUGGGGGCUGCCCUCGAACCCGCACCAACCACGACCUGGCCCUGUCUGUGCUGCUGCAGCGCCGUGCCGUCCACGCCCACCACAGCGCCCCCUGCUGCCGGCCCACGCGCCACGAGGACGUGGCCUUCCUCGACUCUGCAUACCAGUGGCACAAAGUGGAGCAGCUGUCUGCCGCAGAGUGUGGCUGCGUGGGCUAAAGCAGGAGGACAGGACCACGGGGGAGAGGGGAGGAGGGGAGGAGGAGGCUGCCCCCCCCACACAGCAAGCGUGCACAGGGGACCCCGACAUGCUGUCUCCCUCCUUCUCUCUCUCUAUAUAUAUAUUUUUAAAAAAAGUUUCAACUAAAAAAGCUCAAAUUGUUAGUUGUUGAAUUUCUUCAGUUUUUUUUUUGGAUAACAGUGGGUGCGUGGGCUAAGCACAGGGCAGGACUUGGGGGGAGCAGGGAGACUGUCUGCCACCCAGCGAGGGAGCAUGAAGGGCGUGCUGAAACCUUAAGAUGCUUUCUUUCUCCCUCUCUCUCUCUCCUCUCCUCUAUCCCUCUCUCCUCUCCUCUCUCUCAGAUGGCUGGGAGUGUCAGAAGCCCUCCUAACUUCUUGUGAGAGAGAGAGAGAGAGAGACAGGGAGCUCCUUCACACAGACAUUUCAGAAAUGCUUUGAUCUCUCUGUCUCUCUCUCUCUCACACAGCUGUGUGUGUUUGUUCAAAAAAAAAAAAACAAGACAAAAUUCUUUAUUUAUGGACUUCUAAAUUAUUUAUUUAUUUGGAAAUUACUUGUUGAUGCUACUUAUUUUACUGAUCUCUGUUGUAAUUUAUUGUGCUUUAUUUUUUGUUUCUAUUUAAAAUUCCUGUUUUUUUCUGAAUAAACUAAAAGAAAUAUAUCAAG